This is a messenger RNA of Protopterus annectens (West African lungfish), 1341 nucleotides long. RefSeq names its product nucleophosmin 1 (gene NPM1). Gene Ontology annotation, cellular component: nucleoplasm; nucleolus; ribonucleoprotein complex. The coding region runs from base 50 to 1033 and encodes 327 amino acids. The transcript is spliced from 11 exons. Lineage: Eukaryota; Metazoa; Chordata; Ceratodontiformes; Protopteridae. Gene Ontology annotation, biological process: ribosomal small subunit biogenesis; chromatin remodeling; positive regulation of transcription by RNA polymerase II. Gene Ontology annotation, molecular function: histone binding; RNA binding; chromatin binding. The record is from RefSeq and is a predicted model, not a curated record.
UAUCUAGGUAUUCGCGCUGCGCGCUUCCUUUCCAGUUACCGUCGUUCAUAUGGUGAAGGAGUCGAUCUACCCGGGCAUGGAAGACAGAAUGGACCUAGAAAGCAUGGAACGUCUGCGACCUCAGUGUUUCCUUUUCGGUUGUGAACUUAAGGCAGACAAAAAAGAAUACCUGUUCAGUGUGGAAGAUGAUGAAAGUGAACACCAUUUGUCUCUUCGUACAGUCAGCCUUGGACCUGGGGCCAAAGACGAGCUACAUGUUGUGGAAGCAGAGGGUUUAAGUUAUGAUGACCAAACUGUUAAAGUCAUAUUGGCUACACUGAAGAUGUCUGUACAACCAACAGUUUCCCUUGGUGGGUUUGACAUUACUCCUCCCUUAACACUACGGUUGAAGUCUGGUUCAGGUCCAGUCUACAUCAGUGGGCAGCACAUUGUAUCACUGGAAGAUGAUAUGGAUGAUGAUGAAGAUGACGAAGAUGAAGCAGUAGAAAAUUCCACAAAACCUGCAGCUAAACGAACAGCCCCUUCCAGUGCACCCAAGCCUCCCCAGAAAAAACAGAAGUUGGAAGAGGAAGUAGAAGAGGAGGAAGAGGAGGAUGAGGAGGAGGAUGAAGAGGACGAGGAUGAGGAGGAUGAAGAAGAUGAAGAUGACGAAGAUGAGGAAGAAUCUGAGGAGGACGAAGAUGAGGAUGAACCAGUAGUAGUAAAGAAGACCCCAUUGAAGGGAACACCUGCACAGAAGGGUCUACAGAGCCAAAACGGAAAAGCCUUAAAAGGAGCCACACCGAAAGUACAGAAAACCCCGGACUCUGGUAAAAAGGAAGGUGGCAAACCAGCGACACCAAAGACUCCUAAAGGUCCUAUGUCUAUAGAAGAGAUAAAGGCAAAAAUGCAGGUAACAAUGGAGAAGGGUGUAACUCUUCCAAAGAUUGAAGCUAAAUUUAUCAACUUUGUCAAACAUGGCUUUCGGACAGAAGAUCAGAAGAUAAUCCAGGAACUUUGGAAGUGGAGGCAGUCUCUAAAAGAUGCAAAAUGAGUUUCUGCAAAAUGGCACCUCUAUACAGUUAUGAUGUCUGUUCUACGUAUUUUUUUAUGAAUUGCCUAGAAAGGACUCUUCUUCGCCCUGCCCCUGCCCAGUCAGCAAAAAGUUCUGGUCUCCUGACUGCUUGAAACUUUAUGCGACACUGUGUGUGUGCAUUUUGUAAAGAAGAAAUCCGCCCACUUCAACUUUUGUUUUAAUUAUUCAUGUGAACAGUUUUCUGAUGAUGUGAAUUACUGGAGUGAUACCAGAAAGGUUUGUUGGGGGGAGGGGGCUUGUUGAAUAAAGUGUUUUGAUAAAAUGUC